Messenger RNA from Colletotrichum higginsianum IMI 349063, 456 nucleotides. RefSeq lists its product as uncharacterized. Lineage: Eukaryota; Fungi; Ascomycota; Sordariomycetes; Glomerellales; Glomerellaceae. The transcript has a single exon. The record is from RefSeq and is a predicted model, not a curated record. The coding region runs from base 1 to 456 and encodes 151 amino acids.
AUGCCCGUCCGGAAGCCCGCCCUGGUGGACCACAGGCCUGAGGUCGAGAGGCUCGCUGAGGCCAUCGACUUGCGCAUCGGAGGCGCGACCGUCCCGUUCGACGUGCUCCGGGUCAAAGAAAAAGACGGGUGCAAGAUCGUCCACAUCUACGCACACACGCCCGCCGCCGCCGACGACGAGGACGACGGCUUGAGCGUCACAGAGAACGAAACCGACGAUGUCGGUCCGAGCGCUGAGAUCGAGAUCUGCCUAGCCACGGAGAAGUGGUGGAUGAAUGUCACCAGCGAGAUCAUGUACGUUGCCGACGGCAACUGCGAGGACGGCGGCAAAUUCAUUUCUGUGCUGCUUUAUCUGGCUGAACUGAACGACGAGGUGGCCGAGGAGGAGGAGGAGGAGGAGGAGGAAUAUGUCAAGGUAUACCACGGGUUUCAACCUGAGGAGAUCAACCCUUCUUAG